GUCGAAAGGGGCGGUGUUGCCGCCGCACAGAAAGCGCUGACAGAAAAGGAGCAUGAGUUGGUCGAAAGUAAACAGCGCGAGGCGGCAAGCACCGCUGAGUGCAGCAUGGCUCAGGAGCUCGCGCGCGAGAGCACCGAGGCGCUAAAGGAGGAGAAGGCUAAGAGAGCAGAGGCAGAGCGGUUGCGGACGGCGCUAGGGUGUUUUUUGGUUCUGGCGGGGUUCUUCGGAGCGUUCGAUUUGAUUUUAUUGGCUCGAGCGAUUUUCCAUCUGGAAGAUCCAGGACACUUGUCGAAAAUUUUUCCUGUAGGAAAUUUGACCGAUUGGCACCCCUCCGUGGCAUGUGUGCCAUAG
Messenger RNA from Ectocarpus sp. CCAP 1310/34, 351 nucleotides. The record is from the annotation of a GenBank genome assembly. NCBI's taxonomy places the organism in Eukaryota, Phaeophyceae, Ectocarpales, Ectocarpaceae.